CUGAAGUUGUAUUUUGUGUCUCUUGUUAAUUCACUUUCCACUUCCUCCACCCUGUUCUCUUAAGAACAAAGUACAGAUUUGUUAGAAAUAGUAGUACCUUCCUACCCCCACCCCAGACUGCUAACCUGUUUCUUCCCUACUUUGGACUGUCCGCACCUCUAGAAGAUUUCACAGCAAUGCUGGACUGCAGUGACUAUGUUCUAGAUUCAAGAAUGAACAAUCCGUCAGAAACCAGUAAACCAUCUAUGGAGAGUGGAGAUAGCAGCACAGGCACACAAACAAAUGGUCUGGACUUUCAGAAGCAGCCUGUGCCAGUUGGAGGAGCAAUCUCAACAGCCCAGGCUCAGGCUUUCCUUGGACAUCUCCAUCAGGUCCAGCUCGCUGGAACAAGUUUACAGGCUACUGCUCAGUCUUUAAAUGUACAGUCUAAAUCUAGUGAAGAAUCUGGGGAUUCACAGCAGCCAAGCCAGCCUUCCCAGCAGCCUUCAGUGCAGGCAGCUAUUCCCCAGACCCAGCUUAUGCUGGCUGGAGGACAGAUAACUGGGCUCACUUUGACACCAGCCCAGCAACAGUUGUUAUUACAGCAGGCCCAAGCCCAGGCCCAGUUGCUGGCUGCUGCAGUGCAGCAGCAUUCUGCCAGCCAACAGCACAGUGCUGCUGGAGCCACAAUCUCAGCCUCUGCCGCCACACCUAUGACGCAGAUCCCCCUGUCUCAGCCCAUACAGAUUGCACAGGACCUUCAACAAUUGCAACAGCUUCAACAGCAAAAUCUCAACCUGCAACAAUUUGUGUUGGUACAUCCAACCACCAACUUACAACCAGCACAGUUUAUCAUCUCACAGACGCCCCAGGGCCAGCAGGGUCUCCUGCAAGCGCAAAAUCUUUUAACGCAACUACCUCAGCAAAGCCAAGCCAACCUCCUACAGUCGCAGCCAAGCAUCACCCUCACCUCCCAGCAGCCAGCAACCCCAACACGCACAAUAGCCGCAACUCCAAUUCAAACACUUCCACAGAGCCAGACAACACCAAAGCGAAUCGAUACUCCCAGCUUGGAGGAGCCCAGUGACCUUGAGGAGCUUGAGCAAUUUGCCAAGACUUUCAAACAAAGACGAAUCAAACUAGGAUUCACUCAGGGUGAUGUUGGGCUCGCUAUGGGUAAACUGUAUGGAAACGACUUCAGCCAAACUACCAUCUCUCGCUUUGAAGCCUUGAACCUCAGCUUUAAGAACAUGUGCAAGUUAAAGCCACUUUUAGAGAAGUGGCUAAAUGAUGCAGAGAACCUCUCAUCUGAUUCCACUGUCUCCAGCCCAAGUGCCCUGAAUUCUCCAGGGGUAGGAGUUGAGGGCUUGAAUCGUAGGAGGAAGAAACGCACCAGCAUAGAGACCAACAUUCGUGUGGCCUUAGAGAAGAGUUUUGUGGAGAAUCAAAAGCCUACCUCGGAAGAGAUCACCUUGAUUGCUGAACAGCUCAAUAUGGAAAAGGAGGUGAUUCGUGUUUGGUUUUGUAAUCGCCGCCAGAAGGAAAAAAGAAUCAACCCACCAAGCAGUGGUGGGACCAGCAGCUCACCUAUCAAAGCAAUUUUCCCCAGCCCAACCUCACUGGUGGCAACCACACCAAGCCUUGUGACAAGCAGUACAGCAACUACCCUCACAGUCAACCCUGUCCUCCCCUUAACCAGCGCUGCAGUGACUAAUCUCUCUCUUACAGGCACUACAGACACCACCUCCAACAACACAGCCACCGUGAUUUCCACAGCUCCCCCUGCUUCUUCAGCAGUCACCUCUCCCUCCCUAAGUCCUUCUCCUGCCUCAGCCUCCACCACUGAAGCAUCUAGUGCCAGUGAGACCAGCACAACACAGACCACCUCCACUCCUUUGUCCUCCCCUCUUGGGGCCAGCCAGGUGAUGGUGACAGCAUCAGGCUUACAAACAGCAGCAGCUGCCGCUCUCCAAGGAGCAGCACAGUUGCCAGCAAAUGCCAGUCUUGCUGCUAUGGCUGCUGCUGCAGGACUCAACCCAGGCCUGAUGGCACCUUCACAGUUUGCUGCUGGAGGUGCCUUACUCAGUCUCAAUCCAGGGACCUUGGGUGGUGCUCUCAGCCCAGCACUGAUGAGCAACAGUACACUGGCAACUAUUCAAGCUCUUGCUUCUGGUGGCUCUCUUCCAAUAACAUCACUGGAUGCAACUGGGAAUCUGGUAUUUGCCAAUGCAGGAGGAGCCCCCAACAUCGUGACUGCCCCUCUGUUCCUGAACCCUCAGAACCUCUCUCUGCUCACCAGCAACCCGGUUAGCUUGGUUUCUGCUGCUGCAGCCUCCACAGGAACCUCCACACCUGUAGCCAGCCUUCACACCUCCUCCACCUCAGCUGAGUCCAUCCAGAACUCUCUCUUCACAGUGGCCUCUGCCAGUGGAGCUGCUUCUACAACCACCACCGCCUCUAAGGCACAGUGAGCUGGGUGUGAAGCUGGGCUACCAUGCGCCUUGUCACCUACAGCAUGAUUGGGCUGUCAGCCAGUUAAUGAACUGAAAAUGUGAUGGCUUCCUUUCGCCAUCUUGUGCAGUCAAGGUAGAAGAGAAAAAUAGAAAUACCAGAAAAAAAAGAAAGGAUGGAGACAGGACAACAUUUGCCUAGUUUUAUAAUAAAACACUGUCUUUUCAGGAUUGCUUCACGGAUUGGAAAACUUUCUAACCAAAUAUUUAAAAAAAAAAAAAAAAGGAAAAGAAAAAAUAAAUGAAAGGACUACUUCUCAUUUCCAGCAGUCAUGAUGACAAGUUAAGGUGGGUUACAAAUUCCAAAUAGGAGAGAGAUUUCUUGUUUGUUGAAAUUACUUUUUUUCUUAAAAAAAAUCAUUUUUAUAGGUCUGUUGUACAGGCCAUUAAGUCAUAACAAGGUGUUUAUAAUCAUAUCAAUUGUGUUGGGGGUUCCUUUCUUAACUGGUACAAUUUAGGCAGGCCUGUAUUACUGUAUCUCUAUUGUAAUUGUUGUUUAUAUAUAUAUAUAUAUACAUACACACAUACAUAUAUAUAUACAUAUAUAUAUGUAUAUAUAUAUAUAUAUAGUUUGGACAUGUUUAUCUCUUGCUCCUGGAUCCUAUUUCAGUGAGCUCCCACACUGUGGCGAGGGGGGUUUGAGGGUAAGGGGAGACUUGCAUUCUUAACUGCGGGGAAUGUUCUUGCUGGUUUCCUUAUCCUUGAUGACUCUUACAGAGGUGCUAGAAAAUUAUUUUCUUUUGCCACUUAUGCAAGAGGCUUGGUGCAGAAGCUGAAGGCAGUGUGUGCAAACACUCCUACUCCACACAUGCCCCUCCCCCAUCAGGUGGUGCCUUUGGAGCACUUUUGUGUAGGAAGGAAUUCCUGCUGAACUGUAGCUCUCACUCACCCCCAAAUCAUUGAACGACCCUUAGGCCCAGAUCCUGUGGUGCAACAGUGCUGCUUUCUGCUACUUUGAACGAGAACAGCUGUACAUGUUGCAGGGUAGGAUUUGGUUCCGAAGAGCAAAGACUACUGCAGACACCUAACUUGGUGGUUCUCCUAAUUUCUUAUCUCUAAAAAAUGUUCCUACUGUUUGUGUGUUUGUUUGUUUGUUCCAUUUUAUGAAAGUUUUUACCCCAACUUUUUUGCUUACUUGGAAAAGAACAAAUUGUCAUUGAAAUUGGGAAACGUUUCCUUUCCUUGUUCUGUAAAGGAAUUCUUCUAGACUAUAUCCACCAGUGGAUAUGCAUCCAAAAGAAGUCAAUAAGAAGAGCCUGAGGUUACCUGCUACCUUUUCCUGUAGAGAGCUACAGACUCCUUUUCUACUGGAUGGCUUGUAAAUUUCUUCUCAGUUCUCUGACUAAAGGAGGCACUUAUUGGCCAGGCGUAGGAUCUGUAGAACCUCUGAAGGAAGACUGAGCCAGAGUUUGCACACAGCUUAUGUGUCUCCUGGUUUGUCUCUGAUGUUCCUAUUAGGAAGCUCAAAUGACAAAACACCCCUCUCUGUAGUUGAUGUAAAAAAUAAUUUGCUCCUCUAAUUGUUGUCAGGGUGUUCCUAGACUACAUUAAUGAGCCUAUUGAAAAGAAGAGUAAUGAGAAUGGAUGAAGAGGAAUGAGGGUCAUUUAAAAAUUAAAUCCUCCCCCCUUUUUUUGCCAAUAUCCUAUUAUACUGUCUGUACCAAAAUGUUCCCAAAAGACUGGACACUGUAAUGCAACUCAUGUGUGUUCCCUUGCUUAUUAGUGUUUAAGGUUCCCAUUUGGUGUCUGGAGGUACUUGCUUAAAUCUCUGGUGGUCUGCACUUUGUCUUCUUUUUUGAGCUGGGGGUUGAGAGAACCUACAAGUGACUUUCCUUCUGAUUGCUUGCUUUAUAUGUCCACAAGGGAGCUUGGAUUUCGUAUAUUUGUCUCUCUACCAUUGUUCAGAAUGGCAGUCACACAGACACAAAUGUGUACCGUUGUUUGUGAUUCAAGUGGGAGACAGUCUUAAGAUUAGAAGUCAGAAACAUUUUAGGCCCCUUUUAAAUUUUUCUAUUGUUCUUUUUGUCUUGUUUUAUUUUUCAAAAUAUUUAUCAAUCCCCUAAAUUUCCUCUUACUACUUUCCCUAAAAUUCCCCUAAAAUCAGUGAACUGCAAGCAGGGAAACUAACAGAUAUCCACCUUUUUGUGUGGUAUGAUUUUUUUAAUGUUUUUAUUUUUGUUUUUUGUUUUGUAAACUAAGCUUGAACCAAAGUCAAUUUUUAGCAAGCUGCUGUACUAAUGGACUAGUUUAUAACGUGCAGUUCAGACACAUUGAGGAGAUAGAUGCUACUGACAAUUUCUUUUUCAUUUAUCUUUAUUUUAUGUAAAAGUUGCUGCUUGUUUUUAAUCUUUUAUGUUGUUAAAUUGUAAUAACCUCUGGGCAGACAUUACCUUGAUUUUUUUAUUUUUUAGUUUGUUUAGGUUAGGGUGUACAUAGAAUGGUGUAUCAGUUACUAAUUACUCUCCUCUCCAUCAGCUUUUUCUCUAUUAUAGUUUAAUCUUUUAUCCUGACUUAACAUAUCUUACUUUAAUUUGUGCAAAUAAUAUUAGGACUAUUGAUAAUACUGUAGCUGCCCACAGUAGUGAGUCCCUCCUUUGGGAGUGGAGGAAGUUAGGAGAAAGCAUUCAGGGAGGGAAAUGCUGAUACCCCACCAUACUGGAUUAGAGGUUAUAGCAUUAAUUUCCCAAAAUUGCUACCAAAGGAAGUGUCAAAUCCCAAGAGACUCCAGCCCAGUGGGUUAAGAAGAAGGAUAAGAAAUACUGUUUUGUUCUUGAUUUCUGUAUGGUUAAAAUGAUCCCUUUCCCAAAGUGAUCUCUUAGUCUUUCCCCUAACUCUGCUUUCCAGUGAGUUUGGGAAAGGAAUUCUGCCUUUUUUUGUGAAUUAUUUAAUGAGCAUGGACUUCUAAAUCGCAUAAAAAUCAGUUGAGAAGAAGAAUUAAGUCCCUAGACAAAGAUAACUUUAAAUUUUCUUCUCUUCUAUCACUAAUUUAAAAGUAAAUUGUGAAGUGAAAGGUACUUUUACACAUGUACACAUGAAACACUAAUAUAGCUUGUUGGUAGGUUUUUAGUUUAAAAUCAGUUCCCAUCACCAUCCUACUGAUUAUAUUGUUUCAUGAACAUCUUACUCCUUUUUUAUUUUACAUCAUCUUUCUUAAGGAAAAUUCAUCUCAAAUGUGGGUGUUUGUUUAUUUUUUUUGGUGUUUUGGUUUUGGUUUGGUUUUUGUGUUUUUAGUUGAAUGAGCUAUCUCCUAAGCUAAGGUACUCAGAUAUAACUUUAGUCACCAUUUUUGGGGGAAUCUGCAAACUAAAGGGGCCAUUUGACCAAAAAGUGUUUGGCAACGUUUCCACAUUUCCAAAAGGAAAUAAUUCUUGUUUCUUUCCCUUGACACUUAUGCAAGUUUUAUCUUACCCCUCAAUUUGGUGAACACAUAUUAAAGCCAAAGACUAAUUUUGAAUAAUUUAUAGGGAUACUAUAUUUGCCCAUAGUAAUGGGCCCUCCCUAGGGAGUGGUGAAUGUAAUUAUUUAAAUCCUGCUUAUCAUAAGCAAUGCAAUUUGGUCAUGAACUUUAUGUACCCUGUGUAAAUCUAAAGGAUGGAGUAGAAAGACCUAAGAAAGGGCUUCUCAUCAGAACAAUACUGUUCUAAGAAAUAAGUGUGCUAUUAAUUUAAAUGUUUCUUAAGUUUUAUAGGCAGUUUUUUAGAAUUAAGAAAAAAAAUUGUGCCCAUUAACUGAUACAAUACACACUUUUAUUUAUUGUCAGAAAGGUCAAUACCAUCCCAGUUUGUUUAAGUUGUUACUCAAGAAUGGAACCAAAGGAAUCCAACUUUCAAUUUAUAUAUGACCCAUACCUAUUUAUACUUUGUGGUAGCUUUAUUAGAAAUUAAGGAUUUUUUAAAAAGGGAAAAUAGCAAAAGAUUUUUAGUGUGAUUAUCUUGCUAAUUUGUUCUACGUUAUUCAUUUGUUGGGGGGAAAAGCACAACUAUACCUCUAAUGUUGUUUUGUUCAUUAUUCUUCAUUUACUUGGAAAGUUAGGAGAAAUAUUCUUUGUAUUAUCCAAAAGCACAGAUAAUUGCUUAUCAGAGUAUUUCAGUUCAGUCCAGUCUUUAACAUUAAAUUAUGUUUCAGUUGCUGGAAAAAGAUAUAUUCACAAAUUUAGGAAAUUUGUGUCUAUACAAGUGAUGCAGCCAGAACAAUAAACAAUAAAGUUUACUUACAGAGUAAACCUUACAAUUCAUAAUCUAAAGUUCUUCCAAAACCAUACCAUCAUCACAAAUAUUUCUUGUCCAAGAAAGAAAUAACAUCCUUGAGCUAGGAAGACAGAAACGCCUUUCCUUUCUUUCCUAAGAAAGGAAAAGUGCUGUGUAUAUGCAGAAGACAGGGCCUCUUGCUGGCAGCCUGCUGAGGCCCUGGCUCUGAAUCUCUUCACAGACUAGCAUGCCACAUGAGAACCUUUGGUAAAGAAAGACCUCAACAAUUCAUUAUUAUCAAUGUUAUCUCAUUAAAUUGGCAUCUAAACUAUUUAUUAGAGCUGAAAAAUGUUAAUUUAAAAAACAAAAUGACUGCCACUACUGAUAGGAGAAAAAGACUAAAAGACCUGAAGCUUAAAAUUACCCUUUGGGCAGGAAUUGUUGGAUUAAGUUGUUCAUAACCAUUAGAAUUCACUUUGUGUGUGUGUGUGUGUGUAUGUGUGUGUGUGUGUGUGUGUGUGUGUGUACAGCAUUUAUUGUGUCACAUUGUUUAUAUAAUCAUAGCUGUUUGCAUAGCUGUUUCCAAAUAAUUUUCAGGCAAUUUGUAAGUGGUAAAUCUUUCUUUGUUUUAAUCAUCAGCUUUAAGAUGGUAGAAAAUUCCUCUUUGUCAUUCCUCCAAGAAUAAUAAUUUAAGAUCAGCUAUUUGAUAGGUUUGCAUGAACAGCACCCACAAUACAAAUACAGAUAUGUACAGAAAUAGGAUAAAUAAGUUUCUUUCAUCCUUAAAGGUUGGUAGGAAUUCUGUUCAGCUCCAUCCUUUCCUUAAUCCAAGAGAUUAAGUGAGAUGCCCUGGAAUUUUGUAAUAACACUUGAAAGGAUUCUACCAGAAAAGCAGGGAAAGUAUUUCUCAAGAGCUAUCUAGUUUGCACCCAGUUUUCUAUGAACUCUAGUUUUCUUCUAAGCAUUCUUAUUCAUGAAGUAGUCCUUUAUUUUGGCUCUUUUGUCCUUAGCCUUUGCUAAAAAGUAGUGAAAGUGAGUAACUUUUAUAUUGAUUUUGUAAUCUAGGUCUUCUUUCUUUGUGUCCUUCCCUUACUCUCUUUAAAUGAUGGUACCUUAAUCUAUGAGGAUAAUGCUUGUGGGUAACAGCUAGUUUCUGACACCUUCAUAAAAUACCUCAGCAUAGCUUAACAUUGUUGCAGAACUGGUUUUAAACUAAAAACCAAAUAAGUAAAAGAAAAAAAAUAUAAAUAGUGGAAAUAAUUCUAGUUGUAGUAUUUAGUUGAACUAAUGUUUAUUAUGAUUGAUAAACAUGAUUGAUGCUGUAUGUAUUUGGGAUCUUGUUUAUAGGUUACAAUUUAUAGGGUUAGGGAGGGUUAAAGUUGAGGGAAAGAAGUUGAUUAUGUUAGAACAAAAAUGUUGCUCGCCUGUCCUUGUUUUUCCUUUUAUCUAUCUUGCCAAAGGAAAUUGGAUAUUCCCUAUGAUUGGGCUUGGGAUUUCUUUUGGCCUUUCUAAUCUGCAUCACAGUGUGUGGUGGCAUGCAGGUGGCAUAUGGAAUGUCCCCAAGGGCCCUUCCUCUGGCUUCUGUGCUCCCCAGACUUGCUGGCCUCUCCUAAUGAUUCAUUACCUCUGUACAUAGCAGAAGCUUAGGGAAAGAAUGAUUGUGUGCAUAGCUCUGUGUGUGUGUGUGUGUAUGAGAGAUGUAGAAACAAAUAGAAAGGUACUGAUGAAUUUGGAGAGGAACAGAGAGGUGAUUGUUGUAUCAAUAUAGAAAAAUUAAAGUGAAACAAGUUAUUUUUGUCACCUUUUAUCAUAUUAUUUAAUGUUGUAUGAAUAGCCCAACCUUAAUUGCUCUUCUCAUACCAAGGUUAGUUUUUCUAGACCAAAAAUACAAGUAGAAGAAAAGUGAAACCAAAAAGUUGAAAGCUAACCUGGUCACUUCACACCUGUCAUAAGGUAUACCUGUAAGGACUAAUUGGUUAAUGGAAUGGAGGACAGUAUUGUGUUGGUGGGAAUGUGAAUGAGAAAUGGUGCCGGUUGAAGAAAAGUUAAGAACCCUUCCUACCCAUACUUUGCAGAUAUAGAUUCUAUCUCCAGAACAGCUAUUUUUUUAACUAAUUGAUCCAUCUCACAAAACUUCAGUGGGAUUUGGUUUAGAUACCAAAGAACUGUUACGCUGUCACUUACCUUUAUUUUUUCAAAACAGGCAAAUAGUAAAGGACUGAAUUUUGGAAAAGCUUUACCUUGUCUUUUCUUCCCUUUUUCUUUCCUCUACUUUUUGAAAGAAGUCUUACUGGUCAUUUUGGCUUUGGAAAAAAUGAAUUGAUGUUGUUUCACUCCUGUGGCGCUAUCUAAAGAUGGGUAGAAUUGCUCACUGGAGCACUGAUGUUCUUGAAAUUGCUGAGAAACUUUGGGAAAGCAACAAAGAGGAGCAGAACUCUCCUCUCGAAUGCUUAUCAGUAAAACCAGUCCAGCCUUUUUUAGUUCAGACAAUAUUUAGAUGUGCUAUCUCUGUCUUUUGUAAAGAAGCAUUUUCAAGACCAGGAUUACAUGGAAAACCAAAAGAUCUUCCCUUCUUCUCCUGUAGAGCUCUUGUGUUUCCCAGUGGUUUUAUGAUGUGGGCUCUAGGAAAUUGAGUAGUUCAUUGUUUAGGUAUACUAUUGAUAGAACACAGAGAGGAAGAGAGGGAAAAGACAUUGCUCUCUAAUAUAUGUUGCAGAACUUCAUGAAAGCUUUACUAAUAAUCUUAUUGUUCUGACAUUAUAUAAAAGUAGUAUUAAUGUGUGACUUCCAAAGCAUUAGGUAGACUUAUAAGAAGAUAGAGAUGUUAAAGAUCAGAGCACUUGAAAUAAAGGCAAGGUGUACAUCAAGAACCCUUUGAACAGGAAAAUGAAGCUCCCUGAAGCCUGGGAGGAAAGAUGAGGUAAUCAUUCUUUCUACGUCCAGAAGUCUGCCUACACUGUGCAGGGCUCUAACACCCCAUGCCAGUUUUCUAGUUUGAACCCAGACACUAUCAGAAAGUUAGAGCCUCCCCGCCCCAAACUAAUAUACUGACCCAAAAAAAAAAAAAAAAAGAUUGCGGUCUGCUGCAGAGUUUUCCCAUGUUUUCUUUAAUUUUAUUUGCUCAUUGCUGUUUUAAGUUGGCCGCCACCUCACCAAAGCAGCUUAGGGCUUCUUCUGUAAAUUGGCAGUGGCAUUGAAUUCUCCAACAUUAUAUCCCAAAGUCUACAAGUAGAGAGCCAGAUACUGUGCUGUUGUUGAAAUGCAAUAUCUGAACACUGUCUUCAUUAAAAUUGUGAUCUCUUGAAUAAAAAUGUCCAGAGGCAGUUCCCAUACAGCCUAAUAGUGUCUCAAAGUCUGAGAAAUAUAGGAAAUGAAAUGCACUUUCAGAAGCUAAAAUGACAGCGUUUGUUAGGAAUGCUGCAGUUGUGGGCUAGUGGUGGGGGUGUGUAUAUCACUUCAUUCUUACAGGAGUCUGCAGAAGGCAUGCACUUUCUAAGAAUGAAGUGGACAAGUGCCCACCUGCAAACAAUUGCAGAAAAGAAAGGGAGGAAUCACCACACUGCAACCAGAUUAGAACUUUGGCAUUCUAGAAAAGUAAUAGUGUGUUUCCUCUAGAAUCAGAUGUGGGGGAGAACAAACAGACUUCUUCCAGCUUCUUACCUCUGCUUGCAUGGGCACGUGUGCAUUACUCAGUCCACUGGUGGUCUCACUCUGCAGAAGACACCUUCCUCUUCCCAGAGAAGACCAUGCAUGGCAUUCCCCUUGUCUGUGGUAGUAGGGAAGACUAGGUGAGUAAGUGUGAGCUUUUAUGCCCACCACACGUCCAGGAGCUGUUGUAUACCUCAUUUCUAACUCAUGACUGAGUAACUUGCUUUAACUUCCUCUCACCCUACAGAGUUGCCAAGUCUGCCCUCCUUCCUUUCCCUCUUCUUCAGUAAAGUUCAACUCUGGCCUAUAGCAUCAUGAGACCUGUUACCUGGGGUGGGACCCCCUAAGGCCUCUGAAUGUUGCUGCUUUACAGCUACUGCAAACUGAGGGCAAAUUGCAAUCUUCUGUUUCUUUUUAUUGCUAGGGGUCUUCACAGGUCUCUUACCAUUGGCUUCCUUCCACCUUGCCUUAGGGCUGCCAGCUACCCUUGCCCAUAUUUCUCACUGCUGGCCACACAUAAUCUUCUGUCCUUACAUUUUUCCCUGGUGGGGUAGAGACUAAUCCUUUCCCUUGAGGCCUUUGAGUUCUGAGCAUUUUCAGCACUUGAGGUAGAGGGGAAGACACCAAAGACUCCUUUAAGCUAACUGCUUCAUACCUAUUUCAUUUUUUUCCCUUUUACAUCACCAAAAAAAAUUCAACUAUUUAAGUUUAUUAUUAUUAUUACUAAUGUUAUUAUUUGACAAUCUUAUGUCCAGUGGGCUCUCUAGAAGCUGAAUCCCAGCCCUUUCACCUUUUCUUUGAAUGUAGCUUUCUACCUUCAUUUCCCACCCCCAAAGUUGAAAAAAAAUGCUUAGCCAGGUCAUAAUACUGCUGCUAUAAGCCAGGGGAGGGUGGUUUCUUUGUUUUGUUUUGUUUUUUUUAUAAAAUUUCCAGCCAAAACCAAAGAUUUCUUAAUGAUUGUAUAAACUCAAAACAAACAAAAAAACCAAAGAAAAGGGAAGUCUUGAGCAUCUAUCCAGUCUGUGGUGUCCUGGCACUUGGCAGCAUGAGGCCAGGAACAGGUUGGGGUCCUCCAGCCAGAUAGGAAGGGCACUCCAGCUGUGCCCAUGGAGUUUUGUGCAUCUGUAUGCUUGGGAGCUUUGGCCCUCACCAACUUGAAAGCAUGCACAAAACAAAUUGGCAUUUAAGAUUUUCCAAAAUGAAACCCCAUUACCACCAACACCCAUCUGACAACAAACCAGGGUUCCCACAGGGACAAGGAGCUGGGAGCUGCCGCUGGAUGUGCCACGGACUCCAUAGAAUGGGGAAAGCUGAAGACACUGGCACAACGAUUGGCUGCUCUGGUGGGUGCUUUCACUCGGGCUGGCAGACAUGCCAAGGGGCCCUUCUGAGCCUUUCUCUCUUUUCCUUUACUGGAACUGCUUGGAGUGGCUGUCCUGUUUGUGAGAAAACCUACAGAAUGAUUAUCAAGCUUUUCAUUUCUCUUUAUUGUAAUUUUAUUUGCUUUUUGCAGCACCACUGUGCAACUAUGCAUUGUAUUUCACAACCUUUUGUGCUAGGUAGAUGCCUGUGACUUUUUAACUUGGGGGGUGGGGGGAGUUGAAAAUGAAGGAACUUUUUACAUGGAUCUUUUUAAUCUCAGUUGAUUGGGGGUGGGGGGUAUUUGGUUCUAGGGUCAUACAAGCUCUAUCCCAAAGCAAAAUCCAAAUGUUAAUAAUAUUAGCCUGAUGCAGAUACCAAAGAUAAUUUCUUUCCUGCAGAACCUUAGACUUGUGUAUUAAGUACGAUUACCCAGCACUUGCAUUAGUCUAACCUCAGUAAUUCCAAAGCUUAGAUGUAUAUUUUGGUAUAUUUCUGGGAUAUUAAAAAAAAAAAGUCGUUUAACUUCUUGUUUGUUUCAGUGUAAUGCUCUUAAAGUCAUAGCAUGAAAAUAAUUGAGCUGUCCUAUUCUUAGUAGUUUGAAAUAAUAGUAUUUUUGUAUGUUUUGGGUGUGUCUAUGUAUGUAUUGACAUAACAGUUUUCACUGCCUAGGUGUUCAUAAUAAAAAAGAAAAUGAAAAAGUUCUGAUUGUACAUACUAUUCUAUAACAAUCCUCUACCAGGUGUCAAUUUGGAUUGAAUAGUCACUGAUUACCCACCUGGGAUUUGGUUUGGUUUUAAAGAGACAGUGAUCGUGUUUUUCUACAGAUGCUUUUUUCCUCUGUCUUUAAAUGUCUUCUCUUUUGUUCCUUUUUUUCUUCUUCUAAUAUUGAUUCAGGGGUGUUUUUCCACUGUUGUCUAGGGAGCAACACAUGGGGAAUUAGCCCCAUGGCCUCCCAAUUUUUGGUUUUAUGUGCUUUAAAAUGUGAGUUUGAGUUCUUCAUGGAAACUUAAGAUGUGGUGUAAAUGAUUUUUUCCUAAAUGGUCCAGCAGCUGUACUAAGGCAGUGGCCAUGCCUAGUCGUUUCUUGGGGUCCUUUUACAUUUCUCCUAGGUGCACUGCAAUCUGGGUGGCUAUCGUGUAGCCUCACUGCCCCAGAGUACCCGCUUAGCCAUUUCCCUUCUGCUGGGAAUAUUUUCUAAGAAUCAACUGGUAACUUGGGAGUGCUGGACCUUGUUAUUUGUGCCCCUGGGAAACACGUGUUUUUGUUUUUGGGUUUUGGUUUUGAAAACCUGAAACACAAGCAACUCUAUAGGUUGGUAAUUAGCUGAUGCCUCCUGAGGCCUGGGGAGUUGGAGGGGACUAUGAGCGGUGCUGUCUCUGAAAAAGUGCCCUUUAUAUGAUCCCCCUCCUGGGGCCCCCUGAGGGGCUAUAGGCUUGGGAGAGAUUGUGUCAGGUGCCAGUGAAUCAGAAUGAAAUGGUAGAUUUUGUGUAGAUGCAUUUGUCUGCUGUAAUUUUUAUAUAUAUUAAACUUACUGUAACUGUACAGUUCAUUUCUGUUGUAAAACAUCAUUAAACCAUUUUCCAAAUGUU
Molecule: messenger RNA, 13275 nt
Organism: Dipodomys spectabilis (banner-tailed kangaroo rat)
Lineage: Eukaryota; Metazoa; Chordata; Mammalia; Rodentia; Heteromyidae
Gene: Pou2f1
Product: POU class 2 homeobox 1
Exons: 16
Coding region: 177-2450 (757 amino acids)
Biological process (GO): regulation of transcription by RNA polymerase II
Cellular component (GO): nucleus
Molecular function (GO): DNA-binding transcription factor activity, RNA polymerase II-specific; RNA polymerase II cis-regulatory region sequence-specific DNA binding
Source: RefSeq, a predicted model, not a curated record